CCCCUCCCCCUCCCUCCCUCCCUCCCCCGGGCCGGUUAUCACGGGCGGGCUCGUUUAAGACACUCGGAGAGGUUCACCGAAAAUAGAAGUUGAAUGGAUCCGAGGGUGGCUUGGAUUCAGCCCGAACAGAAAGGACCUGCGAACGCCUUAUGGAUGUACGUCUGGGAGACUUCUCAGGGAGUACGGGCGCACUCCGCCCAGCACCACAAUCAAAACUACAACCAGUGCGUGAAUUACCCCGCACUGGACAUUUUUAAAAAUGCCCCGGCCGCGGCAUCCGCCAAGAGUGUGUGCGGCGGCGGCGGCGGCGUUACGGCCGGCGGCCCGAGCAGCGGCCAUCGCAGCAUCAUGAGCGGCACCCGCGCGAACGGCGCUGCGGUGCCUCCCCUGGGAAUAACGCUGUGCAACGGGAACGGGAGCGCACCGAACUCCGUGACCCCGUCCGGCGACGCCGGUGUCACGGCGGAUCCCGGCGCGGGGAAAACGGCGUCCCCAAAGACGGGAUCUGGAUCUGGAUCCGGAUCUUUCUCUUCCUCUUCUUCGUCCUGUUCUUCUUCGUGUUCUUCUUCUUCUUCCUCGUCGCUGUCCUCUUCGCACGGCUGCGGAGCGGACAGCCCGUCGCCCGGUUGCUCGUUGGAGAGGACUAAUGGUGGAAAUGUAACGGGGAAUAACAUGAAUAAAAAUGCCGGAGGUGCCAACCUGGUCUUUAACUUCAGUGACAGCGUGCACAACAAUGUCAACCAUUAUCACCACCACCACCACCAACACCACCACCAACAGCACCAACAGCAGCAACUCCAGGAGAAUCCCUCUUUCGAUUUACAGCAAAUGUGUGCGAAGCGUCACCAGGUUCACCCCUCCGCGCCUCUAAACCAUCACAAUCACCACCCGGGCCGGAGGAAAAGUGACAACAAGGCGAGCACAUACGGCAUGAAUUAUUUGCUCUCCAACUGCACCAACGGCAACUAUGUGAGCAUCUGGACGCCCUGGAAAACGAGAAAAUACAACCCGGGAGUUCUUGGACUCCAUGAGGAGGUGAUGGACUUCUACAACUUCAUGUGUCCUCGGCCAGAGGAAGCCGCCAUGAGGAAGGAGGUGGUCAACAGGAUAGAGAUGGUCAUCAAGGAGCUUUGGCCAACUGCAGAUGUCCAGAUAUUUGGCAGCUUCAGCACCGGGCUAUACCUUCCAACAAGUGACAUUGACCUGGUGGUGUUUGGGAAGUGGGACCGCCCUCCGUUGCAAGAGCUAGAACAAGCCCUGCGGAAACACAAUGUGGCAGAGCCCUUCUCCAUCAAAGUGCUCGACAAGGCUACUGUACCAAUUAUCAAGCUGACAGACCAGGAGACAGAGGUGAAGGUAGACAUCAGCUUCAAUGUGGAGACUGGAGUCAAGGCAGCACACUUCAUCAAAGACUAUGUAAAGAAGUAUCCAGUGCUUCCUUACCUGAUCUUUGUGCUGAAGCAGUUUCUGCUGCAGAGGGACCUGAAUGAAGUCUUUACCGGAGGCAUCAGCUCUUACAGUCUCAUCCUUAUGGUCAUCAGCUUCCUGCAGCUCCAUCCUCGCAUUGACGCCAGGAACCCCAAUGAGAACCUGGGUGUCCUGCUCAUUGAGUUCUUUGAGCUCUACGGCCGCCACUUCAACUACAUGAAAACAGGCAUCCGCAUUAAGAAUGGUGGCGCCUACAUGGCCAAGGAGGAGAUCAUGAAGGCUAUGAACAACGGUUACAGACCAUCCAUGCUCUGUAUAGAGGACCCACUGCUUCCAGGUAACGAUGUGGGUAGGAGUUCCUACGGUGCCAUGCACGUGAAGAACGUGUUUGAUUACGCUUACACAAUCCUGGGCCACGCUGUGUCACCGCUAGCAAGGUCGUACCCCAAUAAGGACUCUGAAAGCACACUGGGGAGGAUAAUCCGGUUAACCCAGGAAGUGAUCGAGUACAGGGAGUGGAUCAUCAAGAAGUGGGGGGGCAAGCACCUGGCACAAACUGAAAACAGAGCUUCACUCCGCAAGGAACCCGAGUCAGAGCAGGACUCGGGCUGCGUGCUGAGUGUAGGCGUUGGUGUUGGUGUGGAUGAGCAGCAGAGAGACUCGGUGUCACCUCACAGUGCCGACUCUCCCAUGUCCAUCUCCAGCCCCCAGCAGCACUCCUCAGCCUCCUCCAUCUCAUCGCUCUCCGGAUCAGACAACGACUCUGAUUCGACACCGCCGUGCCCCCUCCCUCUGCCAGCCCUCCCCCCGUAUGCAUCUUUCCAGCCGCUGGGCCUGGCUUUGCCCCCGGGCCUCACCUUGAGCGCUGGCAAGCCUGGCAUGGGCGGGCAACAUCUCAUUAUGCCGCCAGGUUCACAGGCCCGUGUCUCCCUGCCCGGUGGUCUAACGAUGCACUCCAUACCUGGCAGACAGGUGUGUAUAGACACCGGGCUCCCCUCUUUUGUCCACAUGCCCCCCCCACCCCACGCUCAUAUCCCUGCCCUUUCUAGCCCUCAGCCUCUGCCCAGCCCCCACUCCAGCCACACACACAAGAAUGGGGUCAAGUUCAACAUGAAGAGCUUCCAUAACCCCACACUGGUCAGCAGUCCCGUCCUGGCCAACCGUGGACACACACACACACAGUACCACCGCAACACCUGGCGGCGCAGAAAGCGGGACAGUCUUCCUGUCAGCCUUAGCAGAUAGAAAACACCCCACUGCCGCCGCCGCCGCCACCACCUUCUCCCGUCUGUCUGCACACCCUGGCUCUUCGUCUUGAAGGCAGACAGACAGACAGACAGACAGACAGAGUACCAGAGACCAGCAGCGAACGGUUGCAGGCUGCCUUGACACGGAACAACAGCCUUCAGCUCUGCAUCUCUCUCCACCUCUCCUAUCUCUCGCUCUUUGUCUCUUCAUUGCCGCAUGGUUUUUUUUGUUUUUUUUUUACCAAGUGGCUUCCUCCUCAGAACGGGGCUGACGCAGCGCCCUGCUGCCACCCGUUCAGCCCCCACACGGUUCGUCAGCGGACGCUCUGGACUGGGAUGACCUGCUUGGGCCGGAGAUAUGUUUUGACUUUCUCUUCUUCCCUUGUACGUUUUUUUCCCUCCUCUUUUGUUUAGUUCAUUAUUCCUGUUUUUAUUCCGUUGUGUUUUUUUUUUUUUUACCUUCAUCGAGGGCCCUGAUAAGUAUUGCAUAAUGUCAUUGCCAGGUAGGAGCGGCCAUGUUUAGUCUGUUGCAUGAACCGCUUUAUUUUUGCUGACCUUGUCGUGGCUCUGUAUUGACCCCUUGCAGCCAAGCUGCCCAUUUUUCUACGACAGGCCCCCCCGCCCCCGGUCCCCAACCCAGUGUACACACUUAAGAACAAAACGGUUUUUCAUUUGUGCAAUAAUAAUUUUUUUCUUUUGAAAAAUAAAUGUUUAUUUAAUUUUGUGUGUUUAUGUAAAGGCAUUUUGUUUUUUUUUUAAUAUGGUUAUUUUAUUUUUGUAGAGUUUUAAUUUUGCAGAGAGUUUACAAAAACUUUCCCCAGGCAGCAUCUUAUGGAGAGGUAUUCGUGUGUGCGCGUGUGCGUGUGUGUGUGCGUGUGCGUGUGUGUGACAGGUCCGGUUGAGAUGGAUCGAGGUCUAACGUCCCCUAUUCCUCUACUGCUCACAGACAGACAUUGUACUGUGUCAAAGGGAAGCCAGAACAGCGAGGGGCAAGAAGCUAUUUUCUCCCGAAGAGUCUUCCUUCCCUCAUCACACUCUGUCCUCUAAAAUGGACAAGAUGAAAAGAAUAGUCCCCAGAAAAAUUCUGUCCCCCGUCUAAGUUAGUGGGAAGGAGUGAAGGGAGGAAGCGCGCCCCGUGUCACGCAGGUUCAGAGGGAAGGCGACGCAAUUCUGCUUUCACCACCAGAGGGAGCUCUCGCCUAACUAUAAACACUCCACAGCAGAUGGCGCAUUUACUCCACAACCAGCUACCACAACCUACGGGCAUGAGUGCGCGCUCAUCGGUCUGUGUGUCCUUUUUAAUGGACUCUACUGUUGCCAUAAUAUUUUCAGUCAGGGGAAGGCUAGUAGCGUCCUGGCUUUCUUCCUCUUCAUUGUCCCAAACUGGAGAAGAGUUUGAAAACCAUAGUGCAGGAUUUUAGCAUGAGAGUCUGGUUACUUACACACGUUGUAUGCUGGUGUGUUCUGAUAUGUGUGCUUGUGUUCUCUUACUGAGUGAUGUAGGAAGGUGGGGUUUAGGUGAGGGCACAGCUGACCUGACCUGAACUUGAAGAUCAAGAGUAGCGGCCAGAGUUGCAAUAAACCACUGACUCCAGGGACAAGGAAUUCCUGAUCUGCCCCCUAGCUGUGUUUGGGCACAUCGGUGUGGAGCUCUGAUCCAAGAUCAGUGGUUCUGGUCAACUCUUGCCUGUAGCUGUAAAUCAGUGCAGACCAACAUUAAGGUGCUCAAACAAUAAAGGACUCUCCUUUGUCAGCGUGGACGAAGGAGGAGGAUGAGGAGGGAGGGUCUUCCUGAACCAAGGACCCUAGAGAAAGGGAAUUCUAUUUUGAUUCCGUUCAGGAAUCUUGUGUAUAUUUGAUUGCCAGGUACUUCCGCUAAUUGUUUGCAAUGCCUUUCUUUGUGUUUACUUGGGAGUGUGUGUACAUCGUUUCUGCGGGCACACCGUGUCACAAAAGCGCAAACACUUACAGACGGGGACUGUCAAAAGGCUGUGACUCGCCCAGAACACCACACACGCUGUUGUUAUUACUAUGCAAGUGGAUUAUUCUAAUUAUUGUGUCACCUUUAUAUUUCUGUUGAUUUUUUUUUUCUCCAAUAGACAACCACUGCUUGAUGGACUGGAGUAAUGUUGCCGUCAAACUAGUUUCAACAACUCUCGCCAUUGGACGGGCUGACUUGAUAGCCAAACUUAUUAGUGAACUACAAAACCCCGACCUAUCCCAAUUCAUCCUACCCUUUGUAUCUGUAUGCAAGUCAUGAUAUGUCUCAAAAGUCUAGUUUUCUACAUCUCUGUCAAACAUAGGGAAGCGGGAUGUUAAUGUCAGUGGUUAGGUCUGUGUCGGUGUGUGUCUCAGUGAGCAUGGGAGAGACUAGUGAGAUUCACAGCUGGUUUUUAAUCAACUGCUCAAUGGCUCAUGGGCAGGUGCACCUAGAGAGCGACUUGCACUCUGCGGGGCACUCUUGGAGGGGUGAAGUUAUCUGCUAGCGAGUCCUCUGGCUUUUUUACUGAGACCGUGUUGAGUGCUGAUGUAACACUCGGUGUUUUGUUUGUUUUUACCACGGCAACUCUGAUCCGCCAUUCAAAACUCCACCUCAGUUGACUCCUGUGUUCCCACAAGCAGGGUUAAUGCUCCCUCGCUUAAGGCCCUAUGGAGAGCUACUUGUCACAUCUAGCUAGACUGAUGCCUCAUAAAUAAUUAAAUGGUUUUUAGAACUCAAAUAGUGGAUGCCGUACAGCCUCCGAAUCCUCCGUAGCUGUACAGAGAGGUAUCCUUAAUUGCAUUAACUCUGUUUUUACAUAAUGUAUUUAUUGUCAGUCUGAUUUUUCCAGCCCACCAGAGAAGUAAUGGUUUGGAUUGCCCAUUAAAUGCUCCGUGUUACAUUCAGUCCUGAUCCCUGAUGUGUAUGAGCUAGCUUUAUCUGAGAUGGAUAUGGUAGGCAAGCUUUUCCAACUUCCCAAAGUAGCAUCCCCAACUGCUAGGUCUGCUUUCAAGAGAACCGAACCAGCAUUGACGAGGAGCUGAAGAUAAGCUCUUUGAUGGAAUUUUGGUGACCGGGUUAGAGUUGCCUGCCAUUUGACAGAGCUAAGGCUGACAUGCCGUAUCCUAAGAAGUCUGUAUGGAUUUAUAUCUCUGUACAUCUCAGUGGUCCCGUGUCGCUCAACCUGCAAAUUAAUUUUUUUUUCCUCUUCGUUUUCCCCCCAAAAGGAAGUAGGUGGUGUAUGUGGAGGCAAACCCCUUAGUGGCCUUCCACCAUGUUGCAUUCACCUAUUCAUCAUGGCUCAAAUGAAGGAAAAGGAAAUGACAGAGGGUGACUGGGGCCACUGAGAUUUUGGCAUAAACAUGUACAUGUAGAUGCAAUGUGAUACACCCCCAUUGCAAUACAAUGAGGGAUUUUAAACUGGCGGCUGCCAUUUAGAGAAAGGGGGCGGCUCCUCUGUGUCCUGGCCGAUUCAUGUGAGCUGUAGCCCUCAAAAUGGGCGCCUAGGUGGCCAGAGGAACCCGCUGCCCAGCUUUUGUUUUAAACAUUUUUAUGUACCGGUAUAUUUUUUUCUAUUUUAUUUUUUAAUAAACAUUUUAAAACUGCCAA
Messenger RNA from Lampris incognitus (smalleye Pacific opah), 6264 nucleotides. RefSeq names its product terminal nucleotidyltransferase 4A (gene tent4a). NCBI's taxonomy places the organism in Eukaryota, Metazoa, Chordata, Actinopteri, Lampriformes, Lampridae. The coding region runs from base 94 to 2673 and encodes 859 amino acids. The record is from RefSeq and is a predicted model, not a curated record. The transcript has 13 exons. Gene Ontology annotation, molecular function: mRNA binding; poly(A) RNA polymerase activity. Gene Ontology annotation, cellular component: nucleolus; TRAMP complex. Gene Ontology annotation, biological process: RNA 3'-end processing.